UUAGUCAGUCUGUCUUCAUGGACUAGAAGGGAUGGCUGUGCGAGCGAACCUUUUCUCCUUACUCUUAACUUCGUACCUGUUUUUGAACAUAUCUCAAGCGUCACCGCCGGCUGGCUCGAAGAAAACGGGGACGGACAAAUGCAGCCUUAAGGGUCUCCUGUCCAGUUCUGACGGCAGUGGGCGGAAGGCCGGGGUCACGUUCCGCACCGACAACUGCACGCUGAACUGGAACCCGUUGGGGAAGCACGCCAUCCAUGAAGUCAGCAACGUCACCUUCAGCCACCUGGCGUGUGAGGACCAGGCGGCCGUGGUGGUGCACUGGAUGCCCAGCCCACUGGGCAUUGAGCACGUGCGGGGGUUCAGAGUGUACCUGGAGGAUAAGAGUCCGGAGGGGAAGCAGUGUCAGCACAUGGUGCUGAAGGAUCCGCGACAGCUCAACUUCUCCUUCAGGAACGUGAAAAUGAGCUCCCAGCCCUUUCCCGGAUUAGACUUCGAGACGGACUAUAUGAUCCGGAUCGUUCCGUUCCCCACCUUCAUGAACGAGAGCUACUUCCCCCCGUCUUUCCUCCGUACCAACACCUGUGAAGUCCUGCUGAGCCCAGAUAAUCUGGUCUGCAAACCAUUCUGGAAGCCCAAGAGCCUGAACAUCUCCCAGCUGGGCUCCAGCCUGCAGGUGGCGUUCGACCACGCCCCGGCCACGUUCGGCUUCUCCACCUACUACCUGUACUACAAACUCCGGCAGGAGAGCUCCUUCAGGCUCAAGUGCUGCAAGCCGGAGCCCAGCUCUUACAGAACAACAUGUUCUCUCCCGGACGUAACGCCAGGGACCUACAUCAUCGAGCUCCGAGACGACAUCAACACCACGCGGAGACAGGCCCAGUACCACGUGAGCCAAGUGCACUCCCUGUGGGCGGGGCCGAUCCGGGCCAUGGCCAUCACCGUUCCCCUGGUCAUCAUGUCCGCCUUCGCCACGCUCUUCACCGUCAUGUGCCGCAAGAAACAGCAGGAGAACAUCUACUCCCACCUGGACGAGGAGAGCUCCGAGUCCUCCUCUCACACCACGGCGCUGAACGCAGACAGGCCCUGGCCCCGCCCCAAGGUCUUCAUCUGCUACUCCAGCCGGGACGGGCCCAAGCACCUCGCCGUGGUCCAGAGCUUCGCCAGCUUCCUGCAGGACUUCUGCGGCUGCGAGGUGGCGCUGGACCUGUGGGAGCACCUGGAGAUGUGCAAGGAGGGGCAGAUGGCCUGGCUGAGCCGGCAGCUGGAGGAGGCCCACUUCAUCCUCACCGUCUGCUCCAAGGGCAUGAAGUACUUUGUGGAGAAGAAGAGCCGGAGGAGCAGAGGGGCGGGCGGCCGGGGGUCGUCGGCGGGGGGGUCCGGGGGGUCGGCGGGGGGGUCCGGGGGGUCGGCGGGGGGGUCGGGGGGCGCGGGCGGGGACCUGUUCGUGGUCGCCGUGGCGAUGAUCGGGGAGCAGCUGCGGCAGGCGAGGCAGCGCUCGGCGGACCUGUCGCGCUUCGCGGCCGUGUACUUUGACUACUCGCGCGAGAGCGACGUGCCCGCGCUGCUGGCCCUGGCGCCCCGCCUGCGCCUCAUGGACCAGCUGCCGCUGCUGUUCGCCCGGCUGCACGCCCGCCAGCCCGGCCCGGCUGACCGCCCGCCGCCGCCCCCGCCCCCCAGCCUCAGCAAGCACAACUACUUCCGCAGCCGCUCCGGCCGCGCGCUGUACGUGGCCAUCUGCAACAUGCACCAGCUCGCCGCCCAGGAGCCCGACUGGUUCCACCGCAGACUGGGCCCCGGGGCCGGCGCGGGCCCCGGCCCCUGCCCCUGCCCCGCCCCCGGCCCCGCCCCCGGCCCGUCCCGUGCCCGCACGCGGGCUCCGCCCCUGCAGAAGUGUGACUCUGGCCUGGUGCUGAACGAGGUGGUGCUGAGGACGCCGCCCCCCGAGGGGGAGGGCGCCGUGGCGAGCCACGCCCUCGUCCCGCCGUCCGUCUCCGUCUCCUCGCAGGGAGAGCCCGAGGGCCCGGCCCCCCAGGACAGCCUCCCCAGCGCCCCCCUGGGGCCCCUCCCGCACACGGACGGCUCGGCCAGCCCCCCCGAAAUGCCCCGGGACUCGGGCAUUUACGACUCGUCCGUGCCCUCCUCCGAGCUCUCCAUCCCGCUGAUGGAGGGGCUGAACCCAGACCAGGCCGACUGCUCCUCCCUGACCGACAGCGUGUCCUCCUCCUCUGGCCUGGGAGACGAGGAGCCCCCUGCUGUCAGCUCUCUGCACUGCGGCGGCUCCACCAUCUGCAAGGCCGAGCUCCAUCACCACCGCAGCCUGGAGCCCAGCGAAGGACUGGCCGCGGUGGCCUCCUCGUAGUGCCCGCCUCCCGGACACGCACUGCCACUUUACUGCCUCGCCUUCCAGCAGCAGUGCACUUAUUCGGGCCUUUCCCCAGCACGCCCCCCCCCCCCCCCCGCCCCCCCCUCCUACGCAUCGGACGACCGGAGGAGGGAGGGCGCCUCUCGUGUUGUCACACUCGACUCCCGAUUCAUCAGUUCUGUUGAGUUCGGUCGAGCCCCUCCAUUUUGUUUGAAGAAGAAGAAGAAGAAGAAGAAAAAAAACAAACGUCUGGUGUCUGCAAUCUGCUGGAGUGCGUGAAAGGCUGGGCGCUAUUUGACCAAAGUGGUUGUGUUUUCAUGCAGCCUUGUCUCCAUUAGCGGUAGUGCUAAAACGUGGUGUAUAUGUUGUAGAGUGGCUCAUCACCUGCAGAAAGUGUCCCUUUAUGGUUGCCAAUUCAGCACCCCCCCACCCUCUCCCCCACUUUUUUAAAAUCAAAUAACUGGGUGGUGUUGCCAUGAGCCAGUGGUAAUCGUCGAGGUACAUUCUUUGGGAAAGUGUGAUUGAGUACAUAUUUGUACGUGGGUAUCUCAUUUUUUAUUUAUUGUUUAAUUUUUUUUGUUGUUUUUUUUUUUUUAAAAGACUGGUCUCGUAUAUGCAUAUGAAAAUGCCUGGAGAUGCCCUUGUCAUCGAGUUCUGAGGUAGUCCACAGAAAAGAUGAGUUUGUUGAGGCUGAAUAUGAGAGUCAAAGCACUUUGAGUUACUAGUUGACAGAUUGUGCUUUGUAUAUAUUUUUUAAAAGAUUUGUUUUGUGAAACAUUAUCGCCCCACAGCGCAAGAAAUAACUGCCCGAAGUUUACAUAUAUCAGUUACUCUAUGGACAUUAGAAAUGACGAUUUGGUUCAUUUUUUGUGUAACUCCUGGAAAUUGCAAAGGGCCGAAAGUAGCUUAUUCCGUUAUGUCAAAUUUCAUCAUAAUUAACUUGUCUCUCAGCUUUAAAUGACAUAGAGAUGAUUAUAGCAGACUAUAUUAGUGGCCCUUAGCACUGGAAUAACAGAUUCAGGUCCUGUUGAAUGGCAUAAACUCUACAUAAACUCUUUUUUUUUUUUUUUAAUAGACAGUCACAUUUGUUUUAAGUUGUUUUUAAACUUUUACUACAGAUACAAACCUUCCUUGGGUUCAUGGCGUAGAGCUGUAGAGACUGGAUUAAUGCCUUUUAUAGAGGAACGCCUCUUCACCGGGGAACGAGUCGAAACGCCAUCCACCGUCCAGCUUACUUUCAAUGGGUCCACGUUUUUUGGUCAUUUGCAAACUUUGAUCUGUUCAUGUUUUAUAUAUAUAAAUAUAUAUAUAUAGUUUAGGAUAUUAGACAUUAUUUCUACAUUAUAUAUCAACUCUGUACUGUUUUAUAGUACCCUAAUGUAGGAAAUAAGCACCAAAUAAAACUGAUUUUUAUUAAUGAA
Molecule: messenger RNA, 3783 nt
Organism: Conger conger (European conger)
Lineage: Eukaryota; Metazoa; Chordata; Actinopteri; Anguilliformes; Congridae
Gene: il17rd
Product: interleukin 17 receptor D
Exons: 13
Coding region: 32-2359 (775 amino acids)
Molecular function (GO): interleukin-17 receptor activity
Source: RefSeq, a predicted model, not a curated record